Messenger RNA from Tribolium castaneum (red flour beetle), 1053 nucleotides. RefSeq lists its product as uncharacterized. Bases 295 to 1053 code for a protein of 252 amino acids. NCBI's taxonomy places the organism in Eukaryota, Metazoa, Arthropoda, Insecta, Coleoptera, Tenebrionidae. The record is from RefSeq and is a predicted model, not a curated record. The transcript has 3 exons.
GUGUGAUCGCAGUCGCUGUUUCGCGCGCUAGAUGCGAGUUUACCUUUUGCUACCGCGAAAUGUGAACAUACAAUUAUUUUCGACGGCAAAAUGAUGAACAAACGAAAAUUUGUGCCAAGUAAACAUUUCGCUAUAAUGCGGUUUGGAAACAGUGAAGUUUUGUUGUGAAUGCAAAUUAUAUGGUGUUGGCUCAAAAAAAAAGUGUGAUUUUGUUUAUGGGUUGAGUCAAUAAAUUGUUGGGUAAUUUGGUCAAACCUUGUGGGUGAUAAAUGGUUGGUGGUUGUUGUGGGGAAAAUGGCUUACGUCAUUUGGAGGGUUGUUAUGAAAAAGUAUUCGAGGAUCAGGCUGGGAUUAAACGGUUCAGCGGUGACUCCAACAGGACGUCACGCCCUCACCUACGACGAAGAGUCCUGGAGGUCCACCUCCGAGGAGUCGUCCUCCAAGCCCCCGGAGGAGCUCUCCAGGUCCAGUGACACUCGCCAAAGUGCCACAAAACGUGUCAAAAACUACCUAAAAAAGUGUAAAAAUGCGCUGAAGUCGGGAAGCCACGAAGAGGUCGCCUCCACCUCUUCGUGGUACUUGGACGAGCUUAUCAAUGUGAGUGAGGUGAACGAGCUGGAGGAUAUUUACGAAGAUGUGCAAGUGGAUGUUGACAGUGGUGUUUAUCAAGUGGCUAGUGUUGUUGAUGUUGUUGAUAGAAAUGAGGAUGCUGGAGCACAAUCCUCUCCUCCUUUGACGGAAGAGCAAGGGAAGGUUGAUGGAGAUGUGGGUGAGGGGCAGAAACCAGCGGUCAAGAGCGAUGUGGCCACUUUGGUUGACAAGUAUUUCGGUAAUUUGUACGAGAAUUUUGAGCGUUCGAAGAAGUGUUUGGUGAGACAGGCGAGGGAUUUGCUCGUCUGCGAAUAUCAUGGAUGUUUACACAGAUUCGAGAAUGAAUUCUGCAUACAAGCUGCGAAAUUGUUGGAACGUGUUAAGGUGAGUGGAAGGGUUAAUAGCCGGUGGAUGGGAAAAAUAAUAGAACGAGAGUGUUGUUUGCAAACAAUCAGAAAAUGA